Durusdinium trenchii is the source of this 330-nucleotide messenger RNA. The record is from the annotation of a GenBank genome assembly. Lineage: Eukaryota; Dinophyceae; Suessiales; Symbiodiniaceae.
AUGGCGUCGCUGCCAGAGUUCACCAAAGCAGAGCUUUAUGAAAAGCCCUUCCCCUGGACGAUCAUCGGCGGUCAGGUCUAUGCGAUCGGCUCCUUUCUUCACUCCCAUCCGGGUGGUCUUCUCAUUCGCCGGGCCAUCGGCGAGGAGGCCACUGAGCUUUUUCUCUCCCACCAUUCGCCCUUCAGCGUGGCGGGGCAGACCUUGGAAGGCUUUAAGAUUGGCACCUUGGCAAAGCACCAGGUGACCAGCGUGCAAGAGGUGCACGGCCGCUCUUGUUCGCUGGAAAUUAUUGCGCGACAAAUUUCGCAGAAUCUGAAGGUGGGCUUUUAA